AUUAUAUUUAUUCAAUGUUAUAUUUUUUCUUUAGUUUCUCGCAAAUUGAAAUAGACGAGGAAGUUGUCUUUAAUAGAUGUCUGUGUGGAUCAAUCACGAUAAAUGGAUUGUUAUAAAAUACACAUUACACAACAUUCUCUCAAAUCUUCCAAUUACUUAAAAAUAUACCAGGCAGGAAAGACACGUCACGGGAUGACGAUUUCGUCGAAUGAUAUCGGUUGACGCACCAACCGAACUCCGUUGAACGUGUUUACGCGUGGAAUGACCGGAGUUGGUUGAUAAGACAAUCAUUUCCGGCGGGAAGGAAUCGUAGGAAAAAGAGUCUGCGGUCGGAGAUUUUCUCCUUUUCCCUUUGUCUUUGAAAUAUCCACCGGAUUUACGCGAGGAACGAGAGAGAACCGCGAGAGAGAUUAAUGGAAGCUAAAUAUAAAACACUGUUUUAUAAACACGUGUGGGUAUCCUGGGAUAUACAGAGCUCGAAUAGUCGACUAAGUGUUCAGUAAUAGCGAGCAAGAGCGAGUGAUGGGCACGCACUAGAUUCAUCCAUUCUACAAGAGGUUUGCUCAUCAAAUGAUGGAUUUAACAAUAUGUUUUCCGUCAUCCGCUGUUAGUCGUAAAGUUAAUACUUGAAAAGAUCGUCGUCUAGUGACAAACGUAUCAUUGUACACGUGGAAGUGUGCGCUGUUAUCAAUGCAUUGCCGCGUGAAUGACAAUGAACUAAUCGAGAGAAGAAAUUUUCCGACCUUUCUACACGAUUGUAUCUGUUUAUAAUCUAUUUACAACUCAUUCGUGUGGUUUAGAUGAUUUCUUUAAGAAUUCAAAGGUGGACAUAAUCAUGUCGAUUCUCAGUAAGAAGAAUUUUUUCGUAAGACUCUCCGACAGUCGUCUGACACGAGAGGCACCGAGAACGGAAGCUGCCAGCAAUGGAACGCCGUCCAUCGUGAUCAAUGACAAGGAAGAGCAUGAGGAGAUUUGGAUGAGUGAAAUUGACGGUGGCAGCAUCUCCUCCGAGAGCAGCUCGGACUCCGUCACCUGCCACAUACCAACGGCGCCGAUGACACAAGAGCAACCUUGGAGCGCGAAGGAAGUCGAAGCGGCGCUGUUAAAUCUUCCAGGGGGCGAAGUCGCCAUCUCCCUGAUCCCUUCUCUUCAAGAUGACACUCUGCAAAAGGCUUUAGAGGAAUUCAAAUGCUUGGCUCUCAACAAAACAAAACUGGAUUGCAGACAUCGCAAGCUUUCGUUGCCUACAUUCGCGAACGGGUUUAUGCGUAAAGCUCUGCUAAAUAGCGAAAACGGAGCAGCGGCUGCUACAACUCCCGGUCAGCUACUCGCAGGAUGGCCGGACACGUGUCUAUUGGCUUCUAGCUGGUUGGGUCACGUGGAGGUUGCGAGGGCUUUGCUGGACAAAGGCGCGCCAGUUUCUACGAGUGACUACGACGGAAGGACGCCGUUACACUUGGCAGCCUGCACCGCGUCCGUGAAACUUGUGGAGGAGUUACUGAAACACGGAGCCGAUCCACACAAGUGGGACCUCGGAAAGAAAUGCACCCCAUUACACUGCGCUGCAGCGGCGGGUUGCGUCGCCACCGUCAAAUGCCUCAUCAAAUCGGGCGCGAACGUGGACGCCGGACUGUCCGGCAAAAGCCCGCUUCACUAUGCCGUGCUAAACAACGCCGGGGAUUGUGUCGAGGCUCUACUGCAAGCAGGUGCUUGUCCCAAUAAUCCACAGGUUUACACAGAGACACCGCUGCACGUGGCGGCUACCUUGGGCAACGUAUGUUGUACGAAACUGUUAUUGAGUCACGGAGCAGAUGUGAGAGUGCAACUGGGAGUCGCAAGGUCAACACCUCUACACCUGGCAGCCGAAGAAGGCAGCGUGGAGUGCACCAGGUUAUUGCUGAAUGCUGGUGCGGACUGGGAAGCGAAGAAUUCGCGCGGUCAGACGGCAAUGCACCUGGCAGCGCUUGCUCAAUCUGCAGAAACGUUAGACCUGUUAAUAAACGCCGGUGCGAAAGUCAACGCAGAGGACGACGACGGGCGAACUCCUCUACAUGCCGCAGUUGCAAAAGCUCUAAGGAGUGGCGAACUGGUCAAGACUUUAAUACAAGCAGGCGCCUCGGUCAACAAGGCAGACAAGUUCGGCUACACGCCGUUGCACACCGCGGCCCUGAACGAGAGCUCGCCCACGGUGGUGAUACUGUUGUCGAAGGGCGCCGACGUGACAGCGCGCACCAAGGGUGGCGUUACCGCCCUUAGCUUCAUUAUACGCCGCACUCCGGACGUGUUGCCACGCUUUGUGGCGCGUUUCGACCAGGCAAUCUCGCUGCACGAUCACGAAUUGGGCGACGUGGACUGCGAGCUGCGGCUGGACUACCGGCCGUUGGUGCCAGGCGGCCGCGGCGAGACGGAUCUGAUGCUCUGCCUGGUGGAGGUCGGUCAGGGUCAUGUACUGAAGCACCCGUUGUGCGAGAGCUUCCUCUAUCUCAAAUGGCUACGCAUCCGCAAGUUCUUCCUUCUCAGCCUGAUGUUUCACUCGAUCUUCGUUGCCCUCUUCACCGGCUAUGUCGGGGCAACGUAUCGCUGGCAAGUGAAACGGCUCAGCAACGUUCUCCUCUGGCCAGUGCUAGGAUUCACCUGCGUUCUCGCCUGCAAGGAGCUCUUUCAAGUUGCUCACGGUAUUUGUUGCUAUGCGAGACGCUGGGAGAACUGGCUGCAGUGGAGCGUGAUUAUGGCGUCCGGCAUCAUCCUGAUCCCUUCGGCGUACACCUGGCAGCAUCACGUCGCCGCCCUGGGUGUCCUACUGGUCUGGAUCGAGUUAAUGAUGGUGGUCGGUCGCUUCCCCAUGUUCGGUAUCUACGUACAAAUGUUCACUCAAGUGUCAAUCAACUUCUUUAAGUUUCUCGCAGCCUACGUUUGCCUCAUAGUCGGCUUCUCCCUCGGCUUCAGCGUGCUGCACAAGAACUACAAGUCCUUCGCCAAUCCACUGGUCAGUCUACUCAAGACGGUAAUUAUGAUGUCGGGCGAGCUCGAGUUCGAGGACGUCUUCUUCGACGAUGAAGCGCCGCUCCAGUAUCCCGGCACGGCCCAUCUGAUGCUCCUCGGCUUCGUUAUUCUAGUGACAGUGAUCCUAACGAAUCUCAUGGUCGGUCUAGCUGUAUCGGAUAUCCAAGAGCUCCGUAGAUGCGCCGGCCUUGAUCGACUAGUGCGCCGCGCCGAGCUCGUGGCUCAUCUCGAGAGCAUGCUGUUCUCCAAGCUUCUGGAUCACGCUCCGGCACGCAGGAUAAUACGGGCGUGUAGGAGAGGCGCUCUACUGCUACACCCGCCGUAUCACUGCGCUUUGCACAUUCGACCGAACGAUCCGCGCGAGAAACGCUUACCGCGAGAACUCGUCCGAGCGAUAUAUCGUCUGGUCAGCGAGAGAAAGACACGGAGGGCGACUUUCAGGGGCGGCGCGCCCCCGCUGCCGCGAAAUGUUAACGCGACUGUGGCGGACUCGAGCCACGCGAGGGUCAGCAGGAUGUACAGCAAUGAGAGCAACCAGCUGCAGCUCAACGAGCUGGCGGCCGAAAUGAAAAGAUAUUCGUACAACGUCAGUAAGAGGCUAGACAAUCUGACCGAUAAGGUGGAGAGUAUCGCUAGGGAUUUGAACGUGUCGACUCACUUGCAUUAAUGCUGGCCUAAGAACCUCAGCAGAUUAGCUGACUUGUAAUUUUGAAACAAUGUCUAUAAAUUACUAGCGGCCUUACCCGGCUUCGCUCGGGUCUCCUUUCUCUUGAAUCGCCGUUUUUUUUAAAUAUUAACGCAAUAUAUUAUUCUUAUUCAAUUUCUUUUUUCAAUUACUCUUUAUUUCAUUUCUCAAUUCUAUUUAAAUUAAUUUUCCCAGCUUUCCUCCGGUAACAAGAUCCCCUUGUCCCUCUUUUAACUUAUUUCUCCACAUUUAUUGUAAUUUUAAUUUUUUGAAAAUAUUUAUCUAUUAUUAAUAGUGCGGUAAAAUUGUUACUUUUGUACGUUUACGUACAUACGUUUAUUCUUUGCAAACGUUGUCUUUGUAUACGUACUUAAGACUUGACACACAGAACUGUUAUUGUGCUCCAAGUUUUUGUCACUUAAAAGACUUUGAGCGUAAAACAUUAUCUUAAAAGUACAAUACACCAUUCCGUGGAGGCUCUAAUCACUAUCUAUAUUACGUUUUAAAUUAUUUUGAAAAAUAAGUGCAAAAAUCUGUGAAGUUUCCAAAAAUCAGGAUAAUUUUCAGGCGAAAGAGACAUGAAUUGUCAGGACCUAAUACUAAUCUAACCACAUAUGUACAGGGUGUACGGGUGGUCUGGGACACCCUGUACAUAUACAAAAUCUAACAAUAAGCCUUACUU
This is a messenger RNA of Vollenhovia emeryi, 4370 nucleotides long. Its product is annotated as transient receptor potential channel pyrexia-like. Gene Ontology annotation, biological process: monoatomic ion transport; transmembrane transport. Gene Ontology annotation, cellular component: membrane. The record is from RefSeq and is a predicted model, not a curated record. Gene Ontology annotation, molecular function: protein binding; monoatomic ion channel activity. The transcript is spliced from 6 exons. NCBI's taxonomy places the organism in Eukaryota, Metazoa, Arthropoda, Insecta, Hymenoptera, Formicidae. Bases 836 to 3670 code for a protein of 944 amino acids.